AUGGAGAAUGGAGCAAAAUCAUGGGCUUUCAGAGGGACUCAAAAGCUUAGUGCAAAACAGUCUAAAGACUCUAAACUGAUGGUAACAAUCCGAGAAGCUCUGGACAAGUUAAUGGGAAACCUGAAUGAAGAUGAUGACAGGUCCGUCAUCCCUCUUGGCCAUGGCGACCCUUCAGCUUUUCCGUGCUUUCGGACCACUCCUGUAGCCGAAGAUGCCAUUGUUGAUGCGGUCCGAUCAUCAAAGUUCAACUGUUAUUCUCCGGCCGCUGGUAUUCCUCCCGCAAGGAGGGCUAUUGCAGAAUAUCUCUCACGUGAUCUUCCUUAUAAAUUGUCACCAGAUGAUGUUUCUGUCACAUUAGGUUGCACACAAGCAAUUGAGAUCAUCAUAACAGCCCUUGCUUGUCCGGGUGCUAACAUUCUGGUUCCUAGGCCAGGUUACCCACUGUAUGAAGCUCGUGCAGCUUUUAGCAACCUAGAAGUUCGUCAUUUUGAUCUUAUACCAGAGAAGGGAUGGGAGGUUGAUCUUGAUUCUGUUGAAGCUCUGACAGAUGACAACACUGUUGCUAUGGUUAUCAUUAGCCCUGGCAAUCCUUGCGGAAAUGUCUUCACAUACCAGCAUUUGAAAAAGAUUGCAGAGACAGCACGAAAGCUUGGAAUAAUUGUGAUUGCUGAUGAAGUUUAUUCCCAUCUAGUGUUUGGGAAUAAACAAUUUGUACCUAUGGGAGAGUUUGGAUCAAUUGUGCCUGUACUAACAGUGGGGUCCAUAUCAAAGAGAUGGAUUGUUCCAGGUUGGAGACUUGGUUGGAUUGCGACAAACGACCCCUGUGGCCUCUUGAAACAAACUGGGAUCUUGGACAGCAUUAAGAAGUAUCUUAAUAUCUCCAGUGACCCUGCAACCUUCAUUCAGGGAGCAAUUCCUAAAAUUCUUGAAAACACAACAGAAGAGUUCUUCUCCAAUAUCAUAAACACCAUGAAAGAAGAUGCAGACAUUUGUUACAGUAAAAUAAAGGAGAUCCCUGGCAUUGCUUGUCCACAAAAACCUGAAGGAGCCAUGUCUGCAAUGGUGAAGCUAAACCUGUCACUACUCGAAGGCAUUAACGAUGAUAUGGACUUUUGUGCCAAGCUGGCCAAAGAGGAAUCUGUUAUUGUUCUACCAGGGAGUGCUGUGGGAAUGAAGAAUUGGAUACGCAUAACUUUUGCGAUUGAACCCGUUUUUCUUGCAGAAGGCCUUGACAGGAUAAAGAGCUUCUAUGAAAGACAUGCCAAGAAGCUGUAA
Pistacia vera is the source of this 1275-nucleotide messenger RNA. Its product is annotated as nicotianamine aminotransferase 1-like. Gene Ontology annotation, biological process: amino acid metabolic process; biosynthetic process. NCBI's taxonomy places the organism in Eukaryota, Viridiplantae, Streptophyta, Magnoliopsida, Sapindales, Anacardiaceae. Gene Ontology annotation, molecular function: pyridoxal phosphate binding; transaminase activity. The record is from RefSeq and is a predicted model, not a curated record. The transcript is spliced from 7 exons. Bases 1 to 1275 code for a protein of 424 amino acids.